AUGCGGCUGAGGAACGGUGGAGCGAUCCUGUCCACUUUUCGACUACCAACUCGGGGAUGCGGUCUUUUGGGCGCUGGUUUGGGUCAUAACCCGGUCGUUAUAAGUACGAUACGAGACAAGCCCAUAGGCCCUCUAGAGGGCAUAAAGGAGGUCGAGAGGUUGUUGGACGAGGCGUACACUAAGGCAUGCGGAAAGGACCAUCGAGUCUUCGGGGAGGUUCAAGUUGGGUCUAGAGAAUACGACCGUCUCUGGAGGUCUCAAGGCUUCUCUCCGACCUAUGGUGAGAUCACACCAACGGGUGUAGCCUAUCUCUUCGGCGUUAUGCUGCCGCCUCGGCCCGUGGAGCACUUCGUGGACCUUGGUUCGGGUAUGGGCAAGCUGUGUCUGCAAGCCUGGCUGCAGUUCGGUCACCAGCUGUCUUCUAUUACGGGAGUUGAGCUCAGCAAAGUGCGGCAUAAGCGGGCAGUUGCGGCGGCCAUGGAAUUGGUCACUACUGAGAGAAUUCAGGGUCAAUGGGUGCCCGACAGUGCCCAACUGGAUCUUGUUCUGGGGGAUAUGUUCAAACUGCCCCUGCAUGACAAAACCUUCCUAUACUGUGCUAAUUUAACUUUCAGUCCCGAGAUACUCAGUAGACUGAGUCGGAAGAUCCUAAGAGAGUCUCCGUCCGGGACUAGAGUCGUCUCAAUGCGACCGUUGACCGGCGUUCCCAUCACAGAGCCACAGGAGUGCAAAUUGGCGAUUCGCGGCAUCCCCGAGCCUCCCAAAGUCAAGCCGGCAAUGGGAGCGUUUUACGACGAAGACGAUGGUCCUCUGGUGACGGCCCCACCAAUGCCAGCAGACCCUGAGUUCGACGAUAGUAUCGACCCAGCGUGGGAAGGGAUGACACGGUCUCGCAGGUCCUUCCCGAGGACGCGCUUACUCAGAAGGGACAUCAGGAACCCGCGUCGAUCCUUGUGUGGACUUAGGCGUAGAAGGUCUGUUGGGCAGCCGCUUGAGACAGACCGUAAAAUGCUCAAAUUGGUUGACCAUUUGGACCUUCCCAUGACGUGGAGUAAUCACACUCCACUCUAUGUCUACGGAGUUGUCAUGGCUCCCUUAUAAUAAUUCACACUGAUUUCUUACCAGUUUGUUUCUAUGACGGUUUCUGAGCUC
Molecule: messenger RNA, 1152 nt
Organism: Perkinsus marinus ATCC 50983
Lineage: Eukaryota; Perkinsozoa; Perkinsida; Perkinsidae
Exons: 9
Coding region: 1-1101 (366 amino acids)
Biological process (GO): regulation of cell cycle
Molecular function (GO): histone H3K79 methyltransferase activity
Source: RefSeq, a predicted model, not a curated record